AUGUCAUCUCUUGCUAAUCGUUAUGAUCAUUCUAAUUUUGUUCCUAAAUCAGAAUAUGAUUCAUCAGUUAAUAGACAAAAUGAGAGUAUGAUGCAUAAAGUCAAAGAUGUUGUUUCGAAAUUUUUUCAACCAUCGUUUUUAUUCACAGCUAGUAAUAAUGAAAUAGAUAGUCCUAAACGAAAACGACAAAUAUCUAUUGAAGAAUUAGAUGAUGAACAACAAAUUGAGACAACUGCAACUACUACAAUAAAAAAUCAAAUUAUAGCAUCAAAAUCAAAAUAUCUUCAUCAACCUGUCAGAGACGAUGAAUCACAAUUUACUGAUGAUGACGAUAAUAAUAAUCAGGAUGUAUCAUCAAUUGAACAAGAUUUAAAAGAAAUCGAACAACAAAAAAAACGACGUCGUACAACUAAUUAUCAACAGAUACAUACAAACAAUCGUCAUCAUGAAAAUGAAAAAACAAAUUCAACAGAUAGUAUUAGUUCAUUAUCAAAUCGUCGACUUCAUUGUACAACAUCUACAGAACUAAAUUCUAAUGAAAGAAUAAAUCGAAUUAUAUCAUCUACACAACGUUUUAAUAUCACAUCAACAUCAAAUUAUGAUCCAUCAAAAUCACCUCUUUUUUCUGUCGAUAAUAGAAAACAAACGGAAACAACAACAAUAACAACAACAAAUCUUAAAUCGAAUGAAUUUUCAGCAAAUUAUUUACUAGCAACUAGUCUAACAGAUCGACCUCAAUUAUCUAAAUCAAAUAGUCAACAAUCAUCAGCAACAUUAACAAAUAAAAAUCGAUUAUUAUCAAAUGAACGAAAAAUGUUUGGUGUUAAUUAUGCAUCAAUUAAUUCACAUCGUUUACCUUAUAUUGAAAGACUUCGUCGACGAACUUUACAAGAUUGUAUACGACUUGAUCGUACACUUGAUAAUGAACCAUUAUCUAUAUCACCAAUUGAUGAACACAAAUUGAAAACUAAUUCUUCAGAACUAACUCGAACAAAAGUACAAGAAAAAGAAUGUGGUAUUCAAUGUAAUAUUUCAAAUGUUGAAAAUUCAAUAGAAUCAAAUAAAAAACUUCAACGUGCAUUUCCACCAAUUGAUAUUCAAUAUGAAGCAUUAUCAGUACCAAUUACUGAAAAAACUCAAUCAUCUACUCAAACAGAUUCAUCAAUUCAAACACAUAGUUCAAUAACAAUUGAAAAAGUACAAACAUCACUGCCAAAAAUUGAUAUUACAAAGCCUAAAGUACUUGGUGAUGUUACACCAUUCUCAUGGCCAAAAUUUGCUCGUGCUCAAGAAGAAUAUGCUAAAAAAUAUCCAGAAAAAUGUACUGAUACAAUACUUUCUAAAUCAAAUAUUAAUACAAAUUCAACAGUAUUUCAACAAACAAACACAACUUCUAAUACAAUAUCAAAAUCAUCAACACUUCCUAUGUCAUCAUUACAAUCUGUUCAAUCAAUUUGGAAAUGUCCUUCAUGUACUAAAGAACAUCCAGCACAAACAGCAUCAUGUUCACUUUGUCAUGGUAUUAAUCCGAAUUAUAAAAAAUUAAGUGCGAUUCAAUCAACAUUACCAGUCGAAAAAGAAUCAACUAUACCUAUACCUGCUGCUACUACCAUUAUUAAUCAAACUGUAACAACAAAAGAAAAUCCAGUGAUCACUCCUGCUCCAAUAACUGCUAAUCCACAAUUUAGUAUAACGGCAACUAAAGAAAAUCCAGUGAUCACUCCUAUUUUUGGAUUUGAAAAUCCAGUGAUUACUCCUGCUCCAAUAACUACUACUCUUGGAUUUGGUACAGCGGCCACAACAACUACAGAAAAUCCAGUGAUCACUGCGGCUCCAAUAACUACUACUCUGCAAUUUGGUACAACAGCAACAACUCAAGAAAAUCCUAUUUCAACCGAUGCUUUUCGUUCCACAUUUGGCACAACGCCAGUUAUAUCACCAGUCGUAGUAACUAAAGAAAAUUCUGUGCCUAAUAACCCACUAUCUGUAUUUGGUACAGCAACAACUAAGGAAAGUUUUUCAAUUACUAGUACUACGCCUUCAUUAGGCUCAAUACCAUUCAAUCAAUCAUUAGCUAGUAAUACAAGUAAUCCUAUUCAAUUUGGUACAAUAUUGCAGCCUUUUUCUUCGGUAUCAUCAACAAGUUUUACUGCACCAGUUACAAGUUCUACUGCUCCUUCAAUUGCUACAGCAACAUCAAGUAUACCAAUGUCACCAUCAUCAUCAUCAUCUAUACUACCAAUUUUUGGACCAUUUGGUAGUACUUCAACGGCAACAGUAGCACCAGCUAUUCAUAUUUCAUCCGAUCAGUCUACUUCGCUUACAAAAGAACUCACUACGUCAACUCCAUUUUCGGCAACAAAUCCAAUUUUAUUUGGUUCUUCAACAAUAACACCAGCUUCUACGACGACAAAUUUAUUUUCGACAUCAUCAACAACAAGCACUUUUCCCCUGUCGAACAAUUUUACAUCCACAAGUACGACAUCAGCGCCAUUUCAAUUUGGUACCGGUGGUUUUAAUUUUGGAGUUAGUUCUACAACAACACCAAAUAAUCCUCCAUUUGGAUUUACUUCUACUGCUAGUUCUCCAAAUUUAUUUCCACCACCAACUACUACUUCAUCAGUUAGUUCAAAUACUGCACCCUUUUUUGGUACAACUCCAUUUGGAUCAACUCAAGCAUCAACUGAAAAAUCUUUAAAUUCAUCAAAUAAUCCACCAGUUAUGUUUGGUUUUGGAUCUUCAUCAAAUACAACAACAAAUCCUAUUCAAACUCCAACAACAUCAGCAUUUUCUACUGGUGGCUUUCCAUUUGUACCUCCAUCAUCAUCAACAACAGUAUCAACAUUCGGUGCUGCUCCAUCUGCAUUAUCGUCUAGUGGAUCAUCGAGUUCAUUUAAUUUUGGUGUAGCACCAACCGCUUCUACAAACCCUACUCAGUUUCUGUUAACUGGAACAACAUCUAUAUCAACUUUAUCUGGUUCUACAGUUGAAACUCUAAAUCCUUACAGUGUUAUGAGUAGUGAUAGUUCAUCGACAGGUCAACGUCGAAUUCGUAAAGCUAAACGUCAACUACAAAGUUAA
This is a messenger RNA of Rotaria sp. Silwood1, 3081 nucleotides long. NCBI's taxonomy places the organism in Eukaryota, Metazoa, Rotifera, Eurotatoria, Philodinida, Philodinidae. The record is from the annotation of a GenBank genome assembly.